AUGUCCGUACAUACCGAAGUCACGGCCAGAGCAAUUUACUCUUUUAAUCCUACCAUACAGGAGUAUUCCAAAUAUGCCAAUUAUUUACGUAAAAAUCCACAAUUUGUUCAGGCGGGAUCAUUUUUUCCGGAUUGGGGAUACAAUUGUUGGAAAAACGAUGAACUUUCGGAAAUUGCUCAUUGGCCUCCUUUCAUCAAAACAGCCACAGAAUAUAUUCGCGAAAAGUAUAAAAGCGAAUCAUGGGAACAGGAUGAAGUGGCCCAGGGAGUAAUUUCUUUUCUAUACGCGAUAACCUCUCAUGGGACAGCAGAUGUUUCAUUUCAUAGCUUAGCAGGACUUGAUGAUGGAUUCAUAGCCACAAUGUCUGAAGUAAAUUUUAAGCAAGAUUACCAUGCGGCACAUUCUGCGGCUGACAUGGGUGGUGAAUUCACUCUUUCACAUAUGGUUGAUUUGGAUUAUCUUGAGGAUGAAUGGCGAGUGCCUGUUGAUGAUAUAAUAGAAAUAUAUAAAAGAAUCAACCAAACAGCAUCGAGAAAGCAUAUAGAUUAUUGUGUUAAACAAGCAUUUGCUGCCAUGCAAGCUAAUAAAAGAUUUGGAAAAAUUUUCUUCGCUGCAUAUGGUGAAAAGUCACCUUUUUUGCUUGAAAAAUUGGAAGAAUAUUACCGUGGAG
Molecule: messenger RNA, 670 nt
Organism: Racocetra persica
Lineage: Eukaryota; Fungi; Glomeromycota; Glomeromycetes; Diversisporales; Gigasporaceae
Source: the annotation of a GenBank genome assembly